UCUAUUUUCUAAUAUGGCAAUAUUUUUGCGGAAUAAACAGUUGAUAGUCUGUCUCCUAGUUUGGAAACCUCGUUUCGCCUGCGCUCUUUAUGCGCAUCUCGGCUUUCCAUGCUGACGUUCAGAAACUCUCAACCCGAGCCAGUUCAUUGCAUACUGGGAAGGCAGACGUCUCGCUUUCUUUAUUUACUACUAGCUAGCUAGGUGUAUUAUUAUAUGCCGGCCGUAAAGUAGGUACUAAACACUGUGGUUGGCAAUAAUGCUUACUUUUGCAACCACAUAAUAGGUAUCGGGACACCUCUAAGAAGAAAUGGCGGAGGCAGAAGCCAUCAGCAAUGCCACUCCCACUGAGGAGAUGAACGGUUCAGGGAACUUAAUGGACUUUCUCGAUGAACCCAUCCCUGAUGUGGGGAUGUACGAAGACUUCCACACCAUUGACUGGCUCCGUGAGAAAUCCAGAGACACUGAUCGCCACAGGAAGAUCACGAGCAGGAGUAAGGAGUCUAUCUGGGAGUUUGUGAAGAGCCUGCUGGAUGCCUGGUCCGGAUGGGUGGUGAUGCUUCUCAUAGGACUCCUGUCAGGGACUCUGGCGGGGGUGAUAGACCUGGCCGUGGACUGGAUGACAGACCUGAAAGAGGGCGUGUGUCUGUUUGCGUUCUGGUACAGCCACGAGCAGUGCUGCUGGACGUCCAACGAGACCACCUUCGCCGACAGGGACAAGUGCCCUCAGUGGCAAAAGUGGGCUGAGCUGAUGACAGGACACACCGAGAGUGCUGGGGCGUAUGUGUUGAACUAUUUCCUGUACGUGCUGUGGGCGCUGUUCUUCUCCUUUCUGGCCGUGUCUCUGGUGCGGGUGUUUGCUCCAUAUGCCUGUGGCUCAGGUAUCCCAGAGAUUAAAACAAUUCUAAGCGGGUUUAUAAUCCGCGGCUACCUGGGAAAGUGGACCCUGCUGGUCAAGACGGUCACUCUGGUUCUUGUGGUGUCGUCUGGGCUCAGUCUGGGGAAGGAGGGCCCUCUGGUGCAUGUGGCCUGUUGCUGCGGAAACCUCUUCUGCAGCCUUUUCUCAAAGUACAGCAAGAAUGAGGGCAAGCGCAGAGAGGUUUUAUCAGCAGCGGCCGCAGCUGGGGUUUCCGUAGCGUUUGGGGCUCCAAUCGGAGGAGUGCUUUUCAGCUUAGAGGAGGUGAGUUACUACUUCCCGCUGAAAACGCUGUGGCGCUCCUUCUUCGCGGCCCUGGUGGCCGCCUUCACGCUGCGCUCCAUCAAUCCGUUCGGCAACAACCGCCUGGUGCUUUUCUACGUGGAGUACCACACGCCGUGGUACAUGGCCGAGCUGGUGCCCUUCAUCCUGCUGGGCGUGUUCGGCGGCCUGUGGGGCACGCUCUUCAUCCGCGGCAACAUCGCGUGGUGCCGGCGGCGGAAGAUGACGCGGCUGGGAAGGUACCCCGUGCUGGAGGUGAUCGCCGUGACGGGGAUCACGGCCAUCCUGGCCUUCCCCAACCCCUACACGCGACGCAGCACCAGCCAGCUCAUCUCCGAGCUGUUCAACGACUGCGGCGCGCUGGAGUCCUCGCAGCUGUGCGACUACAUCAACAACCCCAACAUGAGCCGGCCGGAGGACGACAUUCCCGACCGGCCGGCCGGCCCGGGGGUUUACAGCGCCCUCUGGCAGCUGGCCCUGGCGUUGAUUUUUAAGAUGGUCAUCACUAUCUUCACCUUUGGCAUGAAGAUCCCAUCAGGGCUCUUCAUCCCUAGUAUGGCGGUGGGAGCAAUAGCCGGUCGAAUCAUGGGCAUCGCUGUGGAGCAGAUGGCUUAUCAUCACCACGACUGGAUUAUCUUUAAGAACUGGUGCCGUCCUGGAGCCGACUGUGUCACGCCCGGCCUCUACGCCAUGGUAGGAGCUGCAGCAUGUCUCGGCGGCGUCACCCGGAUGACGGUUUCUCUGGUAGUCAUCAUGUUCGAGCUGACGGGCGGCCUGGAGUACAUCGUGCCGCUCAUGGCCGCCGCCGUUACCAGCAAGUGGGUGGCGGACGCCUUUGGCAAGGAGAGCAUCUACGAGGCGCACAUCCGGCUGAACGGCUACCCCUACCUGGACCAGGACGAGUUCACGCACCGGACGCUCGCCACGGACGUGAUGCGUCCGCGUCGCAACGAGCCGCCGCUGGCGGUCCUCACGCAGGACAGCACCACCGUGGAGGACGUGGAGACGCUCAUCAAGGAGACGGACUACAACGGCUUCCCCGUGGUCGUCUCGCGCGAGUCCGAGAGGCUCAUUGGCUUUGUCCAGCGCAGGGAUCUGACCCUGGCCAUCAGAAACGCCCGUCAGAAGCAGGACGGCGUGGUGAGCAGUUCGGUGGUCUACUUCACGGAGGAGCCUCCAUGCCUGGCUGCCUCGCACCCACAGCCGCUGAAGCUGCGCCGCAUCCUCAACCUCAGCCCCUUCACCGUCACCGACCACACGCCCAUGGAGACAGUGGUGGACAUCUUCCGCAAGCUGGGUCUGCGCCAGUGCCUCGUCACGCGCAGCGGGCGGCUGCUCGGGAUCAUCACUAAGAAGGACGUGCUACGACACAUGGCUCAAAUGACGAACCAGGACCCCGAGUCCAUAAUGUUCAACUAGAGCUCUCUCCAUCUCUGAGCCUCCACCCCUACAGACCAGUAACCCUAAGGACUGCUCACGUAAAUAGUGCAACACCACUGUAUCUUGUGAAGUAUUCAUUCCUAUAGAACUACAAUGGCAACCUCCCCCCCCCCCCCAUGUGUUUUCUGUCAAAACAAAAUCUGAAUCUCAACGGAAUAACUUUGCACGAUGAGACUGGCAACAUUUUGAGGUAAACAGUUGGUUUUCCACACCAGGUAUAAUGUUUUUUUCUUUUGUGUGUGUGACUGUUUUGUAGCUUGCUUCUUAUUACACAUAUGUCCUCCAUCAGUGCAUUCUUCAGCUACAGAAGACACUGGCUCUUCCAGAAAAGGUUAAAGGAGGCUGAAAGCUAGCGUAACAAAGAUAAAAGGUCACAUCAGAAGUUGAGUCUUUCCUGAUCAUAUCUUAAAGAUAAGCAGUGUGUUUCCUGUGCUAGGACCCUGAAGAGUCAGCAUUGUUUUUGCAUCUUAUUGAAAGACUGUGGGCUGUAUAUCAGAGGUGUCAUGCGCUUUUGUUAACAGCAUGGCCUUUCUAAUUUGCCAGUACAUCGAGUACACAAAAGCCAAGUGUUCCUAGUCAUGUUUGUUUUGAAAGUCUUGUAAGUUGAUCUAACUGCUGUUGCAAUAUUUAUUUUUAACUAAUCAUUUUGCAAAAUUGCAGCUUUGCAAUCAUUUGAAAUGUUAUGAGGGACUUUGAUGCUAUUAAAAUGAACAAGACUGCUGCAGCUCUUUAACGGGGAAUUGAACACUUUAGGUUUACUUUGGUAGUGAUGCAGCUGCUGUGUAGACUAGGAAACCACCACUUUGUUUUGAAGUGACUUAGAUUUGAUGUGUCAGCUUUACUGACAGAGUAAGGCAUGCAUGUAAAAUAGAGAUCACUUUAAAUGAUUAGUAUCUCACUGUCUGCACUUCUGCACAUUUGCACCAUGGAAAAGCUAGAGAGGAAAGUUUUAACUUAAGAACAAAAACAGCAUUACUUGCUGCUAAUAGUGUUCAUGUCUCUUGUGGAUAUAAUGACACUGGAUAAGGAAUACGCUCACAGCUAACACUGCUAAUUUAAUGUCAAUAUUUAUUUAGAACUGAUACAAGAAUUUCU
Molecule: messenger RNA, 3730 nt
Organism: Electrophorus electricus (electric eel)
Lineage: Eukaryota; Metazoa; Chordata; Actinopteri; Gymnotiformes; Gymnotidae
Gene: clcn4
Product: chloride channel, voltage-sensitive 4
Biological process (GO): transmembrane transport; chloride transport
Cellular component (GO): Golgi apparatus; synaptic vesicle; plasma membrane
Molecular function (GO): voltage-gated chloride channel activity
Source: RefSeq, a predicted model, not a curated record